Penicillium bovifimosum is the source of this 1275-nucleotide messenger RNA. RefSeq lists its product as uncharacterized. The coding region runs from base 1 to 1275 and encodes 424 amino acids. Lineage: Eukaryota; Fungi; Ascomycota; Eurotiomycetes; Eurotiales; Aspergillaceae. The transcript is spliced from 3 exons. The record is from RefSeq and is a predicted model, not a curated record.
AUGCCGUCACCAAUCCGCCUUUCCCCACAAAUCAGCAACCUACAACAAAACUCUCCUUACCUCGACAUUUACACAAACGCUCCUAUUUCUCCGCUUCGAACCCGAGAAAACACCCAACCUUUACGGCAAACUCUCCCUCACUCUCACCCCGAGCCGAAACGCUGGGAAAGCCCCGGUGCCUGGGGAGCAAGACACAUAAACGACUCGGCGCCUUUUACGCUCUGGGACGAAGUCAACCGCAAGUUCCACCAUCCUACACUUCUGUUCGUACCUCCUGGAGGCCCGUUCGAAGAACCUAUCCCUUCCGCUCCGUAUCCUAACCCUCGUCUUCCCAAUCCGUGUCCGGGGGUUCGCUGGCCGCGAAUGGUCAACCCGACCAAAAGUCAGAGAACAGCUGUUCUUGAGGCUAUUUCGCGACUUGCUAAUGUACGGGCUGCCAUUUUUCUUCCGUUCUGGACAAUCUUCGAGCUUGAGACAGGAGAGAUGGCCGCAGCUACCCAGAACCCUCACUACCCGGAUAUCCCCUUCUUCAAAACCAUGCGGAGUCUUACCCGCCCUCGGAUCAUUCAGCCAUCCAAGGCAUCCUCCCUUAGUCCUGCAGUACAUGAUACCGCAAACUACCUCAGACGAUCGGCUCUGACGCCAGGAUGCAGGGUCGAAAGUGGAUUUGAGGUACCAAGCCCAGGAUCGCAACCAACCACCGCCGCAACCACAUGUGGGGUCAAAAUUCGCAAUAACGGAGGAGAAGAAAGGCUGACCGUGGCUAACCAUGGGUUUCUGUCCUCGAAAGAUAUCUACCACCCCCAGGUUAACGGGGGGGACCUGAUUGGCCAGGUGGUCGAUCCCAGACCUGAGCUCGACGUAGCUCUCGUCAAACUUACACCCGCGGCCUCUUUUAGCUUCACCAACACCUGCUACUUCCAGGCUGAACCACCCACUCGCCUUUUAGAAAGCGCCCACAUCGGCCAAGGCUCAUGGAGCGAAAUUGAUGGUAUGAGUUCCGGGCUUUUCAGCAUGAUGAACACUGGGAUUAUUGAAUCACGACCAAUCCGUCCAGUCGGCCAUCCCAUGAUUCCAUUUUCACAAUGGGAUACCAGAUUGGUCAAGUUGAUUUUCGGAAAUAUUGAAGGCUUUGUCUCAGAUGGUGUGUGCGGUGCCCCGAUCGUUGAGGUUGAGUCAGGCGGUGUUGCUGGCUUUUUCCAUUUGAGUGAUGGCUCUUUUGCUACUAGUGCUGUUCUUGAUGAUCUGGUUGCUGAGGGCUGGGGCCUCGUGUGA